UAUCACAUGCUAGUGUGGAUGCGACCCUGCGACUCGUGAACAGCCGUUACUGCUUGCGGACUUCAUUUAAUAAGUACCUUACUCCCGUACCUGAAUUUGUCGAAUACAAUUAUAUCAUUUACCACUCGGCGAAUCUGCAAAUCUGUUGAAAUUUAUCGAAUGAUACAUAUUACAUCGUGUAGUUGAAACAAGUCAAAACUAAAGCAAGCCUAUCAAUACAGCAAUUACAAUCAUGUCUCUCAAGAAUGACGCAUUCCCUUCCUCUGCAGCCUUCGACGCUAUCGCCUCUUCCCUCGAAUCAUCCCCCACCGACCGCGCCGACGCCAUCAAACAAGGCAACGCCGUCUUCGCCUUCACUCUCAAGAACAAAGCGGGCGAAACAGCCGAUUGGCACAUCGAUUUGAAGAAGGAAGGGAAGGUCGGAACAGGGCUUGGAGAAAAACCAACAGUAACGUUGAGUCUGAGUGAUGAGGAUUUCGGAAAACUGGUAGCGGGAAAGGCGAAUGCUCAGAGACUGUUUAUGGGAGGAAAGUUGAAGGUUAAGGGAGAUGUGAUGAAGGCGACGAAGAUGGAACCGAUUUUGAAGAAGGCGCAAGGAGGUGUGAAGGCGAAGUUGUAGAUGGGUGGAUCCGUGUGUGGAAGGGGAAGGGGAAAGGGAAUGAGAGGGUGGGUUUGCUGCGCUUUGUAAUGGGGGGUUUAGAUGUCGAGUCGAUAGAUCUGAUGUGGAGUGAUAUUCUUGGGUACCUUUCGACCGGAAGAAACGAGAAUCGGCUUGGAUAGAUUAUUUUUUGCUUCUGAUAGCAGGAUAGAAUGCGUGCGGAUCUGCCGGGGGAGAAGACCUGGCUAGUGGAACCGUGUUUGUUUUGAUAUCUUCAGACAAGGAAUGAAAGAUGCAUUGUCAUUUAUAUUUUGUUAUUUUACUAUUGUAUACGAUCCUUUUGGAUGGCACUGAAAGUCGAUGCGUUGAAUUUUGCAUAGUUUGCUUCUUCUAUACAUGUAUCUACCUUGAAAUAUGGUAAGUCCAUGAAAUCGUGUCUCCUAUUCAACUAAGUACAUCUC
This is a messenger RNA of Botrytis deweyae, 1059 nucleotides long. RefSeq lists its product as uncharacterized. The record is from RefSeq and is a predicted model, not a curated record. The coding region runs from base 233 to 619 and encodes 128 amino acids. NCBI's taxonomy places the organism in Eukaryota, Fungi, Ascomycota, Leotiomycetes, Helotiales, Sclerotiniaceae. Gene Ontology annotation, cellular component: cytosol. The transcript is spliced from 2 exons.